Molecule: messenger RNA, 1230 nt
Organism: Abrus precatorius (Indian licorice)
Lineage: Eukaryota; Viridiplantae; Streptophyta; Magnoliopsida; Fabales; Fabaceae
Product: disease resistance protein RPM1-like
Exons: 3
Coding region: 1-1230 (409 amino acids)
Biological process (GO): defense response to other organism
Molecular function (GO): ADP binding
Source: RefSeq, a predicted model, not a curated record
AUGGAGAUGAUGACACCACACACGAUGACAUCAAAGAAAAGUUGGGAGUUUAACCCAACAGCUUUACCAUGUGAGCCUGCUGACUUCAUCAAAACCAUGAUCCUUCGUCUGCAAAUAGCAUAUAAGGUUCAGAAUGUCAAAUCACGAGUUCGUGCAAUCAAUGAAAUACGUGAAAGAAAGAGUGACUUCAAAAUUCAACCUUUUAUGGAACAAGGACCAAGCACUUCUAGAGGAAACCAAUACACCACUUUGGAGAAGAUUCGCAGGGCUCCCCUUUACAUGGAUGAAGCACAAAUUGUGGGCUUUGAAGAACCAAGAGAUGAAUUGGUCUGUUGGUUGAUAAGGGGAAGAACAGAGCGCAUAGUCAUCUCUGUGGUAGGAAUGGGAGGGCAAGGAAAGACCACUCUUGCCAAGAAUGUUUUUGACAACCAGAAGGUGAUUGAACACUUUGAUUGCCAUGCAUGGAUCACAGUGUCUCAGUCCUAUAAUGUAGAUGACUUGUUGAGGGACAUGUUGCAGAAGUUUUACAAGGAAAGAAAGAUGGAACCUCCACAGAAUAUUUCAAAAAUGCGAGGUGAUACAUUGAUAGAUGAAGUCAAUAUUGACUUUGCUGCACUUGAUAGUAGAAAUGGAAGUAGGAUAGUUAUCACAACUAGGCACAAGAAAGUUGCAGAUUCCUGCAAGAAAUCUUCUUUUCUUAAAAUACAUGAACUGAAAUCCCUACCUCCUGAACAAUCUUGGGUACUCUUCUGCAAGAAGGCAUUUCAAUUUGAAUUUGAUGGAUCCUGCACAGAAAAACUGAAGGACAUUUCCUCAAAGAUUGUUAAAAAAUGCAAUGGUUUGCCACUUGCAUUAGUGGUUAUUGGUAGUCUUUUAUCUAGGAAAGAUACGACAAGAGUUGAUGAAUGGGAAAAGUUUUAUCGAGAGCUGAAGAAGAAUCAACAAAUAGAUAGUAUAAAAAAAAUUUUGGGUUUCAGUUAUAAUGAUUUGCCUUACCUUCUUAAGUCAUGCUUUUUAUACUUUGGCAUAUAUCCUGAAGACCGUGAAAUUAAAUCUAAAAGACUAAUUCGACAAUGGAUAGCUGAAGGGAUUGUGAAAUAUGAAGAGGAAAAAUCUUUAGAGGAAGUUGCAGAGGGAUAUUUAGAAGAGUUGAUCGAUAGAAGUUUGGUGCAAGCAUCUUCACUUACACGACAUAUGGGAAAGUUAGAGCCUAUCGUGUUCAUGACCUAA